UCCGUAGCGCCAAACUUAAGCAAUUUUGUUUUAAUCAUUUGUAAAUAUGGAAGUGACACCGUACGGGAGCACAUGUAAUUUAAAAUGAUACAUAUUGCAUUAAUUAACUUUGAUAGAGCUCAUUACAGCAGUACAGGGCGGGUCUUUCUAGAGUUUAGAAAGUCUAGAGUCUAGGAUAGUAAACGUAGCUGACUGGAGGUGUUUGUGCUUUGGGCACACAGGAAAGUCUGCCUUCAUCUGCAGCCGAGACCAGUGUUUUUCUAGCAGAUAAUAUAUACGUGCUGACAUGAUGGCCCAGGAGAAGCACGCAAAACUGAAACUGAAGAGAAAGAAAUGCCCUCCACAGGAGUCGAAAGCGGCACAUUCCGCUAGCAACCCGGACUUUGAAGGCUCGCCGAAAAGUUGCAACGAAGAACUGAAAACAUCCCGUCCAGACCGCGCACCGGCACCAAUGGACAUGUGGUGGUGGAACAAACCCGACCUCAGUGUGACUGAGAGUUUGUGGGCGGUCCUGUUGAAGUCUGCCUUCCCAGACCGCAGCCAGGGAGACUGGAUACAUGUGCCCGACCUCCCCUCGCUUGUGUCACAGCCGAGAUUUUCAGAACAAGGGCAUCCUGGAUUGAAGACCUGUGCUAGCUGUGGUGAAGAACAGACCCGUUUUCCAUCGAUUUCCAAAGCAGCAUCCCUUAAUUCACUGAAUUCAGACGUGGAUUUCGAUUCUGAGCCCUAUCCUGGGACUCGGGACCAAAUCCUGAGGGAGAAAGAGAAGCUUGUGCACUGUGACAGACAGCCUCCCAGUGCGACUCAAGCUGAACACGCUGAAAAACCACCUUCAGCUGUGGACAAAGUUGCAGGGGACACCAGACUGAGACAUAACGAGGUGCCUGAAGCCGAACGCGACAGUGAAACGAGGCAGCAGCAACGCCUACGCGAGGCCUUGCCGUCGUCGGGGGCGACGGGAGACGGAACGCGGAGCGCGCUAACUGACGGGGCCGGCGCGGCGGUGGCUAGGCCUCGCUGCCGACGUGAGGAGACCUCCACCGCGAGGCCCCGCUCGUUAGAGAGAGCCCAGCGCGGGAACGAGGAAGAGGACGCGAUCAGAGGGAAGCUACCUGCUCACGGGGGGGGAGACUCUGACAGCUGCAUCGCCACCGAAGAGACGCGUUCGGCGAAACCCCCUCCGGAGGAGGAGCGUCGCCAGGCAGGUUGGCAGAAGGAGCAUACGGCUGCUAAUAACAGGAAAGCUGAUGGGAAUUCAGAUGGAGGUGCAGCUAUAGAGAGCUGCCCCAUGUGUCGCACACAGUUUCCUGCUGGAUUCACCCAACUGGACUGCGACAGUCACCUCGCCAAGUGCUUGUCGGAGAUGAACGAGGACAUUGUCUGGUAGCCACUCCACGAAGAGGGAGGAACACAACCCACUUCCGCUCCUCUUUAAUCACUGAGCCCCUCGGGGGCUGCUCUCUGUUCCUCAUCUGUACACGCGUUCAGUUCACGAUCAGAGGACUCCUUUCUUUUAAACGGCAUUUUCUGCUUUGUAUGCACGAAGCAUCCCCACCCUCGAGGCAUCGCAUCUUGAUGAAACGAAACAAGUGCAAAGGAAGAAGUAGCACAGAAGACGCUGUAAUUAAACAUUUACAAGGGGGUCAAUCUGCCGGUGCAGAAUCUUGUCAAGUGGGUUUUAUUUCCAAAGAGGUUCAUUGGCUGUCGGAGGUUUAUUGAAUAAAUGCAUUGAUUCUAAAACAACGGUAGGCAUCUGAAAUAAGCAAAAUAUUUUUUUUUGUUCUUUUAAAGUAAUAUGGGAUUGGAGAAAUGCAGCAUUCCGUCCCCGAUGACAUGAAUGACUUUAUUGAAAACUCCCAACCGGUGACAAAGAGGUUUGUUUUCUCUUAACCCUUCGAUUUAAGCUUCUGGCACUUGCUUCAUGAAGAAUAUCCCAGGCAUCAUUUACGGAGUGAGAGCAUCGGUAGCUUUCAAAAUAAAAAUACAAAAAAAGGCUGUUUUAGAGUCUGGUAAAACUGCCUAAAAAGCUGCAACAUUUUUUUCAGUUUAGUGAUAGACAAAUGGAUGUUCUCAAGCCCAUUUGACAUGGGCCAUGUGGUCUUUAUUAAACUCAAAAUGAAACUUUAAUAUCCAAGGGGAUUGGGAUCUGAAUAAAGCAAGGCCAAGUAAAACUGUUUUUGGCUAUCUGGCUUAUAAGUGGAAAUUAGUUAUUUAGAGGUACUUUCUUGUUUG
This is a messenger RNA of Lepisosteus oculatus (spotted gar), 2232 nucleotides long. Its product is annotated as FA core complex associated protein 20. Lineage: Eukaryota; Metazoa; Chordata; Actinopteri; Semionotiformes; Lepisosteidae. The record is from RefSeq and is a predicted model, not a curated record. Gene Ontology annotation, molecular function: ubiquitin binding. Gene Ontology annotation, cellular component: Fanconi anaemia nuclear complex.